Molecule: messenger RNA, 5209 nt
Organism: Coffea arabica (coffee)
Lineage: Eukaryota; Viridiplantae; Streptophyta; Magnoliopsida; Gentianales; Rubiaceae
Source: RefSeq, a predicted model, not a curated record
CAAGACGAAGGAGACAGGGAAGAUGACUUUGCGGAAAGGCUCCAAGGUUUGGGUGGAAGACAGAGACUCAGCUUGGGUCGCAGCUGAAGUGACCGAUUUUAUAGGUAAACAAGUCCAAGUUCUCACUCAGAAUGGUAAAAAGGUAUUGGCGUUGCCGGAGAAGCUGCAUCCUAGGGAUGCGGAAGCGGACCACGGAGGAGUGGAUGAUAUGACGAAGUUGACGUACUUGAAUGAGCCUGGAGUGCUUGAUAAUCUUCAGAGGAGAUAUGGACUUAAUGAAAUUUACACCUACACUGGAAGCAUUCUUAUUGCUGUCAAUCCAUUCACAAAGCUUCCUCAUCUGUAUAACCUACACAUGAUGGAACAGUACAAAGGGGCUCCAUUUGGCGAGCUGAGUCCGCAUGUGUUUGCUGUGGCAGAUGCAUCUUAUAGGGCAAUGAUGAGGGAGGGUAGAAGCCAGUCCAUAUUAGUUAGUGGUGAAAGUGGUGCUGGAAAAACUGAAACAACAAAACUAAUUAUGCAGUAUCUUACUUAUGUUGGUGGUCGUGCAGCUGGAGAUGACAGAACUGUUGAACAGCAAGUUCUUGAGUCAAACCCCUUGCUGGAGGCAUUUGGUAAUGCUCGGACUGUGAGAAAUGAUAAUUCAAGUCGCUUUGGGAAGUUUGUUGAGAUCCAGUUUGAUGCAAGUGGUAGAAUAUCUGGUGCUGCAAUUAGAACGUACCUUCUGGAGCGAUCACGUGUUGUUCAAAUAACAGAUCCUGAAAGAAAUUACCACUGCUUCUACCAGUUGUGUGCUUCUGGAUUGAUUGCUGCUGGAGCGGGUUUGGUAGCAGACACGUGGGAUCUCACCUAAUAUGGCUAUAAUUGGUUAUGACUUAUGUGUGUUCAUUCCAACUCUCCAAUAACUAAGGACAGAUUUAUUACUAAGGACAGAUUUAUUAUUUCACAAAUGUGCAGGGGCUCUUUGAUAUAUGUGCUAGAUAUGAAAUAUAAUUUUUUACUUACAAACUAGCAAGUGGCUGCAAAACGUUGCAUUCAAGGAAAUAGGAUGCAGAGAAGUACAAACUUGGCCAUCCAAGUACCUUCCACUACCUGAAUCAAAGCAAGAUUUAUGAAUUGGAUGGCGUGAGCAAUGCUGAGGAAUACGUCAAAACAAGAAGGGCAAUGGACAUUGUUGGCAUUAGCUCUGAGGAACAGGAAGCAAUAUUUCGGACAUUGGCUGCCAUACUGCAUCUUGGAAAUGUAGAUUUUUCUCCUGGUAAAGAGCAUGAUUCAUCAACUAUAAAGGAUCAAAAGUCUGACUUCCAUUUGCAGAUGGCCUCAAACCUUCUUAUGUGUGAUGUGAAUCUUUUGCUGGCUACCCUCUGCACGCGCUCAAUACAAACUCUUGAAGGAGUCAUCAUUAAAGCUCUUGACUGCAAUGCAGCCACAGCUGGUCGGGAUGCUUUGGCAAAAACUAUCUAUGCUCGGCUAUUUGAUUGGCUUGUUGAAAAGAUCAAUCGAUCCGUUGGACAAGAUCAUGAUUCAAGGAUAAAAAUAGGAGUUUUGGACAUAUACGGAUUUGAAUGCUUCAAACAUAACAGUUUUGAGCAAUUCUGCAUUAAUUUUGCAAAUGAAAAGCUUCAACAACAUUUCAAUGAGCAUGUGUUCAAGAUGGAGCAGGAGGAAUAUCAUAAAGAAGAAAUAAAUUGGAGUUACAUUGAAUUUAUAGACAACCAAGAUGUCCUGGAUCUGAUUGAGAAGAAGCCCAUUGGGAUAAUUGCACUUCUGGAUGAAGCUUGCAUGUUCCCUAAAUCAACUCAUGGAACAUUUUCGAACAAAUUAUUCCGGAAUUUCCCGACCCAUCCACGGUUGGAGAAGGCCAAGUUUUCUGAAACAGAUUUCACCAUUUCCCACUAUGCUGGCAAGGUCUCAUAUCAGACAGAAACAUUCUUAGAUAAAAAUCGUGAUUAUGUGGUAGUUGAGCACUGCAAUCUCUUAUCUUCUUCAAAAUGUCCCUUCAUCGCUGGUCUCUUUCCUUCAUCUGCAGAAGAGUUUUCUAGAUCUUCAUAUAAAUUUUCUUCAGUGGCCUCUCGGUUUAAGCAACAACUUCAAUCUCUUAUGGAGAUCCUUAGUUCUACGGAGCCUCACUAUAUCCGCUGCGUCAAGCCAAACUCUUUAAAUCGGCCCCAGAAGUUUGAGAAUCAAAGCAUCUUACACCAGUUACGCUGUGGGGGUGUAUUAGAAGCUGUUCGCAUAAGUUUGGCAGGUUACCCCUCUCGGAAGACCUAUAAUGAGUUUGUUGAUCGAUUUGGUAUUAUAGCCUUGGACAUGAUGGAUGGACGGUAUGAUGAGAAAACUAUGACUGAGAAAAUACUACAAAGACUAAAUCUCAGGAACUUUCAGUUGGGAAAGACCAAAGUUUUCCUCCGAGCUGGUCAAAUUGGUGUCUUAGACUCGCGUCGUGCAGAGGUUUUAGAUUCUGCUGCAAAGUGUAUUCAGGGUAGAUUGCGGACGUUUUUUGCACGCCGGGAUUUUCUCUUGCACCAGUCAGCUGCAAUUUCAUUACAAGCAUGCUGUAGAGGUCAUCUUGCUCGAAAACUGUAUACUUCAAUAAGAGAGGAAACAGCUGCUAUUGUCAUACAGAAAUAUGCCCGGAGAUGGUUGUUCAGGCAUGCCUAUGUUCAGCUUUACAUGUCAAUUGUAUUCGUACAGUCUAGCAUCCGUGGUUUCUCUGCACGGCAAAAGUUUUUGUACAGGAAGGAGCACAGAGCUGCUUCUAUAAUUCAGGCUUUUUGGAGGAUGUGUAAGAUUCGCUCUGCUUACUGUCAUCGGCAAUCUAAUAUUAUUGCUAUACAAUGUCUUUGGAGGCAAAAGAUGGCUAAAAGAGAAUUUAGAAGGCUUAAACAGGAGGCUAAUGAAGCUGGUGCCUUGCGUGUAGCAAAGACCAAACUUGAGAAGCAGUUAGAAGAUCUUACUUGGCGAUUGCACUUGGAAAAAAAAUUACGGGUGUCUAAUGAAGAGUCUAAGUUGGGGGAGAUAUCAAAACUUCACAAGACUGUCGAAUCGUUAAGCCUUCAAUUAGAUGCUGCAAAACUUGCUACAGUCAAUGAGUUCAACAAGAGUGCAGUGCUUCAAAGGCAAUUAGAACUAUCAAUGAAGGAGAAAUCUGCUUUGGAAAGAGAAGUUGUGGCUCUCUCUGAAUUAAGGAAUGAAAAUGAGAUUUUGAAGAAUUCUCUGCUUUCCUUGGAGGAGAAGAACUCUGCACUAGAGCAGGAGCUUGUCAAGGCUAAACAAGAUACCAGUGCUACUAUUCAAAAGCUGGAAAAAGUUGAGCUCACCUGUUCAGAACUUCAACAAAAUCUAAGAAGUUUGGAAGAAAAGCUCUCAAAUUUGGAAGAUGAGAACCAUGUACUUCGACAAAAAGCAAUAAGUGCAACUCCAAAGAGCAUCCGUCCUGGUUAUGUCAAGCCUUUUCUGGAUAAAUUUUCAGGAGCACUUGCUCUUUCCUCUGCAGAUCGGAAGCCUUCAUUUGAGUCUCCUACUCCGUCAAAAAUUAUAGCUCCUCUAUCACAAGGGUUUUCUGAUUCUCGCUACACGAAAUUGACCACUGAAAGGCACCAGGAGAACUAUGAUAUACUUUCAAGGUGUAUAAAAGAGAAUUUGGGUUUUAAAGAUGGCAAGCCGGUUGCUGCUUGUGUCAUCUAUAGAUGCCUCCUCCAUUGGCAUGCCUUUGAAUCUGAGAGGACUUCGAUUUUUGAUUUUAUCAUUGAGGGAAUCAAUGAGGUUCUAAAGGUUGGGAAUGAGGAUACAACCUUGCCUUACUGGUUGUCAAAUGCAUCCGCUCUUCUGUGCCUUCUUCAAAAGAAUUUGCGGUCCAAUGGAUACUUAAAUGCAAAUUCUCACCGUUCCCCUGGUUCCAGUGGGCUUAAUGGCACUGUUACACAUGUUUCAAAAUCACCAUUCAAAUAUAUUGGAUUGGAGGAUGGUUUAUCUUUUGUGGAAGCAAAAUAUCCUUCACUUUUAUUCAAACAACAGUUAACUGCCUGUGUGGAGAAGAUUUUUGGGUUGAUACGUGACAAUCUGAAGAAAGAAAUAUCCCCUCUUCUGGGUCUAUGCAUUCAGGCUCCUAAAAAUCAAAGAGUACAUGGAGGUAAACUAUCACGAUCACCCGGAGGAGUUCCUCAACAGUCUCCAAGUAGUCAGUGGGAUAGCAUCAUCAAAUUUUUGGAUUCCCUUAUGAGCCGUCUUCGAGAAAAUCACGUACCUUCAUUUUUCAUCCGCAAGCUCAUUACUCAAGUUUUCUCUUUCAUCAAUAUAUCACUUUUUAACAGCUUAUUGCUUCGACGAGAGUGUUGCACUUUUUCAAAUGGAGAAUAUGUUAAAUCUGGUCUGGCCGAACUGGAGAAAUGGAUAGUGACUGCAAAAGAGGAGUUUGCAGGAACCUCUUGGCAUGAACUAAAUUACAUUAGACAGGCUGUUGGCUUUCUGGUGAUUCAUCAGAAGAGAAAAAAGUCAUUAGAUGAGAUAAUGCAGGAUCUUUGUCCGGCAUUGACGAUCAGGCAAAUCUAUCGCAUAAGUACAAUGUACUGGGAUGACAAGUAUGGGACUCAAAGUGUGUCAAAUGAGGUUGUUGCUCAGAUGAGAGAGACCCUAAAUAAAGAUUCUCAAAAUUUGACAUCAAAUUCAUUCUUGUUGGAUGAUGAUCUAAGCAUUCCGUUCUCAACGGAGGAUAUUUAUAUGGCACUUCCGCCAGUAGAUCCAUCAGAUGUGGAGCUCCCCAAGUUUUUGUCAGAAUAUCCUUCUGCACAGUUCCUGGUCAAGAACAUAAACGUAAAUACCUUACCUUGAUGCUAUCAGCUGAAAGAAUUGAGCUCAGUUCAGGAGAUACUGGACCAGCUUUGCAUCCUGAGCAUAUUUCUUUUCUUGAUCAUCAUUGGGCUCAGGGUUAAUACAAUGUAGUGUUGUUUUCCAAGGCCAGUCUGUAGUUUCUCGAUGCUGCUAUAAUUAUCGGCAGGAAAAGAGAAAUUUCUUUUUCUUAGUCUACGGGGAUUCAUUAGGGUGAAAUCCCCAGAAUCUAGAUAGGUCACACUUUUAUUUAGGAAGUGGAUGAUUUGUAUAUGGGAUAGAUAACAUCUGCUUGAAUCACAAUAUUUAUCUUCUCAAAAGAUUAGCCUUUUGAGCUCUGUACAGUGUACAUCAUCUUGUAAUAUUUGGUAAUACAAUCGUU